This is a messenger RNA of Paramecium primaurelia, 396 nucleotides long. NCBI's taxonomy places the organism in Eukaryota, Ciliophora, Oligohymenophorea, Peniculida, Parameciidae. The record is from the annotation of a GenBank genome assembly.
AUGAAUAAUCAUUCACCUUCUAGACUUGAAUAAAACAAAUCGACUUAAGAAUCCAGACUAAAUACCUUAAGAAAAUAUUAUGAGCUUUCUUUAGAAUAAAGAAAAGAUCUCGAAUAUUUUACUCUUAUCAAAAAGUUCAUAAAUAAUUAAGAGGAAUAUCAUGAUACUGACUCUUCUAAUGCUUUUAGCUUAUCUGAGACUUCAAAUACUGUGUAUAUUGAAGGAAGUGAAUAACAAUAGAUAUGCAUACGGAUGUUUGAUAUAAUAAGAUAAAUGAAAAGAGCAGUAAAAUAGUCUUAAAAAUUAUGUUCAAACAAGAUCAAAAAAUUGAAUAAGAUUGUUGAAAAGAGACAUAAAGAGAUCAAUACAAUCAAGAUUAGCCUUGGUAUGUUAUGA